CUGACAUAUCCAGCGUAUGUCUAUAGAAAUGCAUACCAGAUAGUCAGUUAAACAUACAUCUGACUGCACUGUUACUGUUCACAUCGAAUCGAUGAGAUGAUUCAUUAUGUUGAUUAUGCUGUGAAUAGAAGGGAACAUCGAAAUGGGGACUUUUUUUCUGUCGACUGUAACCUGGAUCACCAUGAUCUGUCUCGUGAGAGCCCGGAUGUCUGGCUCACAGAAACUCCCGAACAUCCUCAUCAUGAUGGCCGACGAUCUGGGAAUUGGCGACGUGGGUUGCUUCGGGAAUACUACCCUGAGAACGCCACAUCUUGACGGACUGGCGAGCGAUGGCGUAAAGCUGACGCAGCAUCUAGCGGCCGCCAGCGUUUGUACGCCGAGCAGAAGUGCUUUUCUAACAGGGCGGUAUCCAAUUCGAUCAGGAAUGGCGCCUGGUGGCGUUGUCUCGGUUAUAACGUUCCUUGCUUGCACCGCCGGUCUACCUCCAUCGGAAGUAACAUUUGCCGAGAUUGCCAAAGAGGCAGGUUAUUCUACAGCGUUGAUAGGUAAAUGGCACCUGGGUUUAAGCUGUGAGAAAUACAACGACAGCUGUCAUCAUCCGAUGAAGCAAGGUUUUGACUAUUAUUACGGCAUUCCACUGACAAACCUCAAAGAUUUCGGUGGAGAAGGGGACUUGGUCAUUCUGUCUCACGCACCCUACAUUAGACACCAGAUUCUGCUGACAACGUCAGUCAUCCUUGUCUGCACGUUUUAUCUCCACAAAAAGGGAAUACUUGGAGGGUUUUUCACUGGGUCGAUAAUGGCUCUGUUUUUCCUUGUCAUCACCUCUUUUUUUCUCUAUUUUCUUGACUUUACACAAACGGGUAGCCUCCUGAUGCGCGAAUACGACGUGGUGGAACAGCCCAUACGGCUUCAAAAUCUCACUAAGAGGUUUGUUCUUGAGGGACAAGAAUUUUUGCGCAAUCGCCAUGAAGACGGAAGGCCGUUCCUGUUGUUUUUGUCCUGGUCACAUGUCCACACCUUCCUAGACAAUAUGGCAGAGUUUGUUGGGAGGAGCCAACACGGUCGCUAUGGUGACGCUGUCGAGGAGUUAGACUGGGGAGUGGGUCAGAUACUUCAGACGUUAGACACUCUUGGUUUCACCGACGACACCUUGGUGUACUUCACCUCAGAUAAUGGCGGACAUCUAGAAGAGAUGGACCUGCACGGACAUAGAAAUGGGGGUCAUAACGGAAUCUACCGAGGCGGGAAAUCCCAUGGUGCAGCGGACGGCGGGAUUCGGGUGCCGACGAUCGUCCGCUGGCCAGGUGUGAUACCUGCUGGGACGAUCUCAGACGAACCCACCAGCCUGAUGGACCUACUCCCGACCAUUGCUAGUGCUAUCAACCGGCCCUUGCCCACGGACAAAGUUUUAGAUGGCAGAGAUCUCAGACCGCUUUUAUCCGGAAAAACCCAUGUCUCUUCACAUGAUUUUCUUUUCCAUUACUUUGGUUCUAGGAUCAAUGCAGUCAGAUACAGGCCGAGAACAGGUUUCGACGUGUACAAAUUGGUGCUGGCUAGACCAAACUACCUUCCAGGAAAAGAAAUGUGUACGUUUGUGUGUUCUUCUCGCGAUAUUGUGUUCCUAGAACAGCCUGAACUAUAUAAUGUUGCCAAAGACCCCAGUGAAAAACAUCCACUAGAUCAUACAAACGUUGCUGAGUACAGACAAAUAAAAGAGGCUAUGUAUGAAGCCAUACAGACUCACCAAAGUGGCAUUGUCCCCGCACAGAAACAGUUAACUCUCCUCAACCUAGUUUGGAGACCUUGGAUGCAACCGUGUUGUAAUUUUCCCUAUUGUAGGUGUCAAGAUCAAAAAUUUAAUGGAUCAACAUAA
Messenger RNA from Liolophura sinensis, 1876 nucleotides. Its product is annotated as steryl-sulfatase-like. The record is from RefSeq and is a predicted model, not a curated record. Gene Ontology annotation, molecular function: arylsulfatase activity. Lineage: Eukaryota; Metazoa; Mollusca; Polyplacophora; Chitonida; Chitonidae. The transcript has 6 exons. Bases 143 to 1876 code for a protein of 577 amino acids.